AUGUCUUCGCAACCAGUACAAGAUGAGCUUGGCAAGUACCUGUCAAGGAAGGAGAGUCCUACUACUUCAAGACCUGGUGGCAAUCUCAAAGGGCCAAGACCUCCCGUUAAGCCCGCAGCUUGGCGAUCACCUUCAACAAACUACAAUGCAGCACGCAGUGAUCUCGUGUAUCCAAUGAGCAAAAUGAAUGUCAAGGAGGAAGCUAGCAGCAACCUUGGUGAACAAGUACAGCGACUACAGGAGGCUGUAGGUGAUGCUAUCCAUGACCAGUCGACAGCAGCAGCACCACCAUCACAACAACAGCCAAAGCGUACUAGUCGAGGUGCAGCUGAUGCCUUUGAAGCAUCAUUAUCAAGACGAUCCAUACCACGUCCACCAGCAGCCGAACAACAAGAAUUACCAUCAUCACCAGGACCUCGGUCACCACCACCACCACCACCAACUAUACCAACCAAACCACUGGGACUUGGCAACCCACCACCGAAACCACCAUCCAAACCUUCUUUCAUGUCAUCACCUCCUACAACGACAACAACUACAACAUCCAUUUCUCCAACCCCAUCAGAUAUCAACAAAGUGAGCGUACCAAAUCCAAUUUAUAUGGGGACUCUUUGUGCUGGAUGUGAUAAACCAAUCGCUGGUCGGAUGGUGCGUGUAGAACAAAGACAAUGGCACGUUGAUUGUUUCCAAUGCAAGCAUUGUGGACAAGAUCUCGAGCAUGUGGCGUUUCAUACCAAGGAUGGCUAUCCAUAUUGUGCAUUGGAUUUCCAUGAGUUAUUCAGCACGCGAUGCGAUUAUUGUAACACGCCCAUUGAGGAGAAAUCGAUUAGCGCUCUUGGCAAGCAUUAUCACGUGGGUCACUUUUUCUGUCGAGAAUGCAGCAAGCCCUUUGAUGAAUCAAGUGCAUUCAUGGUCCAUGAUGGUCAUCCCUAUUGUGAAAAGGAUUACAUGCGCAAGUUUGGUCAUAAAUGCAUGGGAUGUAGCGAGUACAUUACCGGCGAAUUCUUGGUUGCUUUGGAUGGUGAUUGGCAUAAGGAUUGUUUCGUUUGUGCAGAUUGUGGAAAGGCCUUUACAUCAAACAGCUUUUUUGUCCGCAACAACAAACCUUAUUGUGAACACCACUACAAGCAUCCAUUGAACCCUGGUACCGCCAAAAUUUGUCGCCAUUGCAAAGAAGUCAUAGAUGGUCGAGCAGUGUCAGCCUUCAACCAAGAUUAUCACCCGCAUCACUUUCAAUGUAACAAGUGCAAUAAGCUGCUUUCAGCUAGGGUGCCAGGCAUGUGGCAAGAAGGUGCACCUGGCGAAUUGAUAUGCAAGAUGUGUGCACGUCGGCCAUAA
Molecule: messenger RNA, 1338 nt
Organism: Lichtheimia ornata
Lineage: Eukaryota; Fungi; Mucoromycota; Mucoromycetes; Mucorales; Lichtheimiaceae
Exons: 4
Coding region: 1-1338 (445 amino acids)
Biological process (GO): cell-cell junction organization; cell-cell adhesion; positive regulation of substrate adhesion-dependent cell spreading
Cellular component (GO): focal adhesion; cell-cell junction; cytoplasm
Source: RefSeq, a predicted model, not a curated record